UCUGCAUAGACCAAUACCCCACACCAUGCUCCCUUAACCCCCACCCCCCUUUCUAGGAAACACUGAUGACGCCAUGCUUCUUCUUUCUCCAGAAAUGUAUGAUUUGCUUUUGAGAGCCAGAUCUCAGUCACCCACAGUGAAUGACAGAAAGCAGAGGCCACAGGCAGGAGGGUUGGAAGCUACUGUGGCCUGUGGUGAUGAUGAGGCCAACCUUCAACAAUUAUCGCUACUGAAUACAUCAGGGAACACAUCUCUCUUACAUAUUGAUCCAAAAAGCGAUGUCAUAUGUCUUCUUUAUCCAACACAUGAAGUUAACUGCUCCUGGUCAUUGGAGUCUCUGGAGAUGAAAGCUAAUGUCACCACCACAAUUAGCAUUUGCAAUGGUGAUAAAACAAUGCAAACUCAGGAGUCUAAGAUAUCCACUGGAUCACAUAGCAGUCUCAUUGAAAAAACUAUAACCGAGUUGAUCCUGCACUUCAAUAUUAGUCUGCAUGACCAAUGGGCAGUUUAUUACUACAAGAUUGAUAACGAAUCCUUAGUUCUUCCUCCACCACCAGAUGUCAAAGGCUCAUUUAAAGACAAUGAUUUGUUCAUUACUUGGGGCCUUCCUUUUUGUCAAAUAGAUUGCAGUAAUGGUAUCUUGGAAUAUGAAUUACAUAUAAGUGAUCAGGAAAAGCCUAAGUAUGUGAUGGCUCUACAAUCUUACACUGAGCCCAAUGUGGACCUCACUCAAAGCUACACAGUGACAAUAAGAACAAGAGUAAGUGAGUAUUAUGCUGGGUCCCAUCACUGGAGUGACUGGAGUCAUCCUGUCACAAUAGAAGCAAAACAGUUAACGUAUCAACUAACUGCUGAGAUGAUAAUAGCCAUUUCAGUCGGAAUACCCAUGAUCCUCUUGGCUCUACUGCUGGUGGUUUGUCAAAGAUUGUCCAAGCGCCUGUUCCCUCCUAUACCAAGCCCUCCACCAAGGUACUUGCAUGUUUUGCAGAACGGUGACCAUUUUGUCUCUCCUGACCUGGCAGUGAAACCUGAUGAGGAGAUCACAUUGGUGUUUUACUCAGAGAAUGAAAAGACACACAAAAGUAGACCUAUAUAAUAUUUAGCAAUGCAUUUUUAAUGGUAAUAUUUGUUUUUUUAACUUCUUGAAUACAUGUGAUGUGUCAGUUAGACCAAAUAUCUACAAAGUUUUGAUUUGCCAGGUCGCAUUGUUUCACUUAAUGCUUUUGAUACCAUGUUUAUGUAUGUUUUGUAUUAUCACAUAUGAUAUUCUGUACACAUUUUUUUAUUUUUAUUUUGUUUUUAAUUAUUAAAGGUAGUAAAGAGUUCAUCAGCAAUUAAGUAUCUCACAGUUUACUCUAAAGAAACCUCAGAAAAGGUGUAAGAUUUACAACAGUUACAAGAAAAAAGGACAUGCUGCAACCUUUAGAAAACGUGAGAUGAUUAUUGUCUGUUUUGAUGGUCUUCAUCACAAAUACAUUUUCAUUAUGCAAAAUUU
Boleophthalmus pectinirostris (great blue-spotted mudskipper) is the source of this 1495-nucleotide messenger RNA. RefSeq names its product cytokine receptor common subunit gamma-like. Gene Ontology annotation, cellular component: external side of plasma membrane. Lineage: Eukaryota; Metazoa; Chordata; Actinopteri; Gobiiformes; Gobiidae. The transcript is spliced from 9 exons. Gene Ontology annotation, biological process: cytokine-mediated signaling pathway. Gene Ontology annotation, molecular function: cytokine receptor activity; protein binding. Bases 74 to 1096 code for a protein of 340 amino acids. The record is from RefSeq and is a predicted model, not a curated record.